Molecule: messenger RNA, 663 nt
Organism: Hyalella azteca
Lineage: Eukaryota; Metazoa; Arthropoda; Malacostraca; Amphipoda; Hyalellidae
Exons: 3
Coding region: 1-441 (146 amino acids)
Biological process (GO): synapse organization
Cellular component (GO): neuron projection membrane
Source: RefSeq, a predicted model, not a curated record
AUGCCGGUCAUCGGCAGCGUUGCCAACUGGUAUAUUUUAAUACCAGAUCUCACAAGUCUGAGUCGCGUGGCGCCGUUGUACAUUUUCUGGUACCACAACUCGCGCAUGAUCAACUACGACCAGGAGCGCGGUGGGGUGGUCGUUCACAUGGAAACGGAGCCUCGCGUCAUGUCGCGUCUCACCAUCGCCGACGCCCGACCCUCAGACUCCGGCAACUACACAUGCGACGCAGAAAACACAGAAGCUGCCAGCAUCACUGUAUACAUCACUCAAGGCAACAAAAUUGCUGCAAUUCAGCCCAGGGACGUGAAUCACAGCUCGCUCCUACAGAGUUCAGCUGGAAUAAUUUUUGUAACCGCAAUUUUCGAGCAUUUGCUUCACACGAUUUUUAUAUGCAGACGUUUUAUGAAUAUUCCAAGCUUGAUACCUUUGCCUGAUUAGAUUGAACACGCUUCUAUCACCAACUGCAUUUAUUAAUUCCAGAUGGCAGAGAUUCUCGGUGAAUAACCUAGAUGUUUGAUGGUAAAUCAUGUAAGAUGUUAUACUGCAAUUUCCAAAUUUAUAAUUUCCGAAACCUUGCAAGGAAGUUUUGUGUUGUGAAUAUAAUUCACUGUGCAUUGUUCAAUUUUCAUUUUUCUAAAAAUUUUUGCGCUGAUGAUUCCA